UUGCCAUGUUUCGGGGCUCACCGCUGCAGGCUGAGGUCAUCAAAAAGAGACCGAAAGCAUAGAGAGGGAUAACUUGCAAAAGGCAGAGCUCUCUGCUACUGUAGAUGGGGCGCUGGAUAUGUUGCCUUUGCUCCAGAGUUACAGAUUCGUUGAUGCUGCUCCUGGUUUUGGCUCUGAGCUGUAACCCUUCCACAGCAGCAACAGCUUCUUCGUCUACACCCCACGUCAAACCCAGCUACAGUUUUGGCCGGACUUUCCUGGGACUUGAUAAAUGCAACGCCUGCAUUGGGACAUCCAUUUGCAAGAAAUUCUUUAAAGAAGAAAUAAGGUUUGACACCUGGCUUUCUUCUCGUUUAAAGCUGCCCCCCAGCUACCUGCUCAGCUACUCGGGCAACUACACCGACGAUGCCAAGAGCUGGCGGCUGGUCGACAUCACCCGGCUGACUUCCAAGUACCGGCACGACCGGGCCGACAAGCGCAUCUGCACCUCCCUGCUAAAGACGAAGACCUGCAGCCUGGAGCGUGCCCUGCGCCGCACGCACCGCUUCCAGAAGUGGCUGCGGGCCAAGCGCCUCACCCCCGACCUGGUCCAGGGCCUGUCUAGCCCAAUGCUGCGCUGCCCGUCCCAGCGUCUCCUGGACAGGAUAGUGCGGCGCUAUGCUGAGGUGCCAGAUGCUGGCAGCAUCUACAUGGACCACCUCACCGACCGGGACAAACUGCGCCUCCUGUACACGCUGUCAGUGAAUUCGCAUCCCAUCUUGUUACAGAUCUUCCCUGACGUGGAGGGAUGGCCCUUCCCGCGGUACCUGGGCUCCUGCGGGCGGCUGGUGGUCAGCGCCAGCACCCGGCCCCUGCGUGACUUCUACGGCGCGGCCCCCGAGGUGGCCGCCGACCUGGCCCUCCAGCUCCUCGCCGUCCUCCGCUCCAUGGGCACCAACGACCUCAACUAUUUCUUCUACUUCACCCACGUGGACGCUGGCACCUUCGGCGUGUUUAGCAACGGGCAUCUGUUCAUCCGGGAUGCCAGCACGCUGGGCAUCAUCGACAAGGAGGAAGGGAGCCAGCUGAUUGACGGCCAACAGGAGUAUAAAGAUAUAUUUAGCUGUUUGACUGUGGACUGCCAGUCUGCAUUUGUGUCCUGUAACUCCAUCAGAGAGAAGCACAGCCUCGUCAUGGUGUGUCAAGAGCUUUUGCCGAAGCUGCUGAAGGGGAAAUUCCUGCAACCUGUGCAGGAGAAAAUAGACAGCUUCCUGCAGCACUGCGCCGACGGCCUCGCCGAUGACCAGGGUGUCAAUGAGGCGGUUGCAAAGCUGGCAGAGCUCCUGAAACCUCUGCGGUCUUGCGAUUCCCGUUUUGCCUACCGCUACCCUGACUGCAAAUACAGUGACAAAUACUGAUGGCUUCGGAAGAGGAGGACUGGGGCAGUGUCAGCCUCCUGCCAGUGCAGGAAGCAAGAAGGAACCAGGGUAGCUGGAAAGAGCUGCACCAAAUCUGGGGCUUCCUCAUCAAGGCGGAGGAGGAGGGAGCAGAGUGCACAUGGGAUUUAUUGUUCAUCUCCCAGAGAUGCAUUUGUUACAUUGGAUGUUAGACAUGAUGUAAGGCUUAUGGAUUAUUAGCAUUAUCGUGAGUGACAGGGGCUACAGGAUUAAUAAAUCUCAUUCAUGUAUUUUGGCCUUGGAAGAGUUUUCCAUGCCAUUCGUUAAAAAGAAACCCUCUGAAGGCAGCAUGCUCACAACUAGCUAGAUAGAGGAGCUUUAUUACCAAGAAAGCCUUUCUGAUUGAGAUGAUAUAUACAUAAUGUGCGAUGGAUGGAAGCAUUUAAGACUUCCCUGUGGGGAUUUUUAAUGCGCUAAAAAUCAUAGAUAAACUGAACCACUGGAUCAGUUCCGUACCAUCACCCAUCACAGAUCACUUUUAUAAAAUAUUUAAAUUUUCUUACUUUUAUGGCACACGGAACAGAAAGGCGCAAUCAACAGCAUUAAAAAGCUGAAAGGUCCCAUGUCUCUUGAGACUUAAUUUCUCUAAUCCCCAAAUAUAAUUACUUUUAGUCUUUCCCAAGUUGACAGGCAGUAAUUGGAGACUAAUAAAGGUUUUUGUUUUAAGACCA
This is a messenger RNA of Gymnogyps californianus (California condor), 2107 nucleotides long. It is a transcript of the gene DIPK2B, whose product is annotated as divergent protein kinase domain 2B. The transcript is spliced from 5 exons. Lineage: Eukaryota; Metazoa; Chordata; Aves; Accipitriformes; Cathartidae. The record is from RefSeq and is a predicted model, not a curated record. Bases 105 to 1397 code for a protein of 430 amino acids.